CAUGCAGGAGUCUCCAAGCCCACCACAGCAGACAGUUGAUUUGGUCAUCAACUUUCCUGAUCUACUUCAACAGCUGAAAGUCUAAACUUGUAGCCACUCAUAGUGAGUGGGGAAACCGGGACUUGAAAGUAGGACAGGAGCAGUCUGGCCCCCUUUCCUUUCGAACCAGAGGCACAGACUCGUGACAAGUGAAGACACGGCACCGGUCUUAGGGAAAGGAGAGGAGAUUUUUCUGGGACAAUUGCUGCAGUCAUUGAGGAGCGAAGCCCCUGGGACACAGACCCGUGUGUCCACAUUGCAGAAAAUCCAUUUAUAACGAGUUAUUUUCUUUUGAAAUUAAGGAGGAACAUUCACUGAACAGAAAUAAUCACCACCUGAAAACAUGCACAAGAGCACCAAGAUAAAGAUUGCCAUCUUUGUGCUGCUGGUGGGCAUGGCUUGCACAUUCACAGCCGUGGUAACGGACCACUGGGCAGUGUUGAGCCCACGGGUGGACAAAGUCAAUGAGACCUGCGAGGCAGCUCACUUUGGCCUGUGGCGACUGUGCAAGAAGCAGAUUUUCAUGGGCGUGGAUAACUUUGUGGAGGGACGAGGCUGCGGACCCAUGAGUCGGGCUGAAGCGGGAAACUGCACUUACUUCGGGCACUUCACUCCAGGGCAGGAAAGUGAGAUAUUUGAAUAUAAAACACAAAAAGAGUACAACAUCUCCGCUGCUGCCAUCUCCAUCUUCUGUCUGGGCUUUAUAAUACUGGGGUGUCUCUGUUUGGUGGGAUCGUGUACUGGUAAGGGCAAAGGAAGAGACUACCUCCUCAAACCUGCUGGCAUGUUCUUUGCAUUUGCAGGUCUGUGCAUGUUUGUCUCACUGGAGGUGAUGCGUCAGUCAGUCAAGCGAAUGAUUGAGAGUGAGGACACAAUCUGGAUCGAAUACUACUACUCCUGGUCCUUUGCUUGUGCGUGCUCUGGCUUUGUCAUCCUCUUCCUCACUGGCAUUGCCCUCCUGCUCCUAUCCAUGCCCCAUAUGCCCAGGAAUCCAUGGGAGACUUGCAUGGAUGCUGAGCCGGAUCAAGUAGAGUGAUGGCCACACAGACUUACUAACGCGGGAGCAGAGCGACUGUGCCUUUUUAUGGCCGCCGUCAGAGUCUGGCUCUGGUGAGGAUGGACAAUAACCAUGAUGGAAAAAUGUUACCUCCCAACACUUACACAGCAACCUGAAUAUUGUCCUUUGGUUGGAGUUUUAAAUGUUUACUUUGUCCUGCAUACCCACACGGAGCGUCAUAUACACAAUUCCAAUAUUCGCCGCCUUCCUGCGUCUGAUUCACGGUGGAGAACCAGCGCUCAGAUGUGACUUGUGGCGUUAAACACAUUGUAUCACAGAGCUGGGCGAAAUGGUACUACACCUGAAACGGCCCUUUGUGUUGCUCCCCUUUGCUCCUUAUUCUUAACAACUUAUUUUUUAUCAUCUGAAAAAACCAAAGAUGUUUGACUGAUUUCCGUGUUUUGUGUCCAUAGUUAACGUUAACCCAAGUUUAAUGUAAGUGCUGUUUUAUGUUUGAUAUUUACAUGAUUUCUUUGUGUGUCAACAGCCGUGGAGUCAUCUAUCAUAAGGAAGACAGAAGAAAAUAGGUUUACUUAAAUUCAUUUAGUACCCAAAUAGAUAAAUAUCCAAUUAAAAUAGAACUUUGAGAGCAAAACAGUAGCACGGAGCAGGUGUGUGUGUAUGUGGCAGGCUGAAUGCUAAACACCCACAGUCACAGCACAGCACUGAUGGUGCUGGAAAAGGUUCAGUUCCAGCUCGUGCACAGAGGCGGCCUUUUACUUCAUGUUGAUUACAAACAUUUCUCUGUUCAUUGUCACAGAUUGUUGUGUGUACAUAUUACUGUGUAUGAGUAUGGAUCAAA
Molecule: messenger RNA, 1898 nt
Organism: Solea solea (common sole)
Lineage: Eukaryota; Metazoa; Chordata; Actinopteri; Pleuronectiformes; Soleidae
Product: voltage-dependent calcium channel gamma-1 subunit-like
Exons: 4
Coding region: 383-1075 (230 amino acids)
Biological process (GO): regulation of calcium ion transmembrane transport via high voltage-gated calcium channel; calcium ion transmembrane transport
Cellular component (GO): L-type voltage-gated calcium channel complex; membrane
Molecular function (GO): voltage-gated calcium channel activity; calcium channel regulator activity
Source: RefSeq, a predicted model, not a curated record